CAGCCAUGGCCGACGAGACCCCCAGGAAAGGCGCCCUGUCGGCGCUCGUCGGGCACACCAACGGCCUCACCAAACCCGCGUCCCUCGCCGCGGCCGCCGUCUCCUCCAAGCCGGGCGGGGGCAGCGGCGGCGGCGGCUCCAAGAAACUAGUGAUCAAGAAUUUCCGAGACAGACCUAAGUUGCCCGAUAACUACACUCAGGACACCUGGCAGAAGCUUCACGAGGCAGUGAAAGCCAUACAAAGUAGUACCUCCAUCAGAUACAACCUGGAAGAGCUCUACCAGGCUGUUGAAAAUCUCUGUUCUCACAGAGUUUCCCCAACACUCUACAAACAGCUUCGGCAGGUCUGUGAAGAUCAUGUCCAAGCACAGAUCCUUCAGUUUAGAGAAGACUCACUAGAUAGUGUUUUAUUUUUAAAGAAGAUUAACACAUGCUGGCAAGAUCAUUGCAGACAAAUGAUCAUGAUCAGAAGUAUUUUCCUGUUUUUGGAUCGCACUUACGUCCUUCAGAAUUCCAUGCUUCCUUCUAUCUGGGAUAUGGGAUUAGAACUUUUUAGAAACCAUAUCAUCAGUGAUAAAAUGGUUCAGAGUAAAAGUAUUGAUGGAAUUCUGCUGUUAAUUGAACGAGAGAGAAAUGGCGAGGCAGUGGAUCGCAGUUUAUUGAGAAGUCUGCUGAGUAUGCUGUCUGACCUUCAGGUGUAUAAAGAUUCAUUUGAACUGAAAUUUUUGGAAGAAACUAAUUGUUUAUAUGCUGCAGAAGGCCAGAGAUUAAUGCAAGAAAGAGAGGUUCCAGAAUAUCUUAACCAUGUAAGUAAGCGUUUAGAGGAAGAAGGAGACCGAGUAAUCACGUAUUUAGACCACAGCACACAGAAACCACUGAUUGCUUGUGUGGAGAAGCAGCUCUUAGGAGAACAUUUAACAGCAAUUCUGCACAAAGGGCUGGACCACCUGCUUGAUGAGAACAGAGUGCCCGACCUCACUCAGAUGUACCAGCUGUUCAGCCGUGUGAAGGGCGGGCAGCAGAUCCUGCUGCAGCACUGGAGUGACUACAUCAAGACUUUUGGGACAACAAUUGUGAUCAAUCCUGAAAAAGACAAAGAUAUGGUACAGGAUCUGCUGGAUUUUAAGGAUCGGGUGGACCAUGUGAUAGAAGUGUGCUUCCAGAGAAACGAGAAGUUCAUCAACUUGAUGAAGGAAUCCUUUGAAACGUUUAUCAACAAGAGGCCAAAUAAGCCCGCGGAGCUGAUAGCAAAGCACGUUGAUUCAAAGUUGAGAGCGGGUAAUAAAGAAGCCACAGACGAAGAGCUGGAGAGGAUUCUUGACAAGGUCAUGAUAAUAUUCAGGUUCAUUCACGGGAAAGAUGUCUUUGAAGCAUUUUAUAAAAAAGAUUUGGCCAAAAGACUCCUGGUUGGGAAAAGCGCCUCAGUAGAUGCUGAGAAAUCGAUGUUGUCAAAACUAAAGCAUGAGUGUGGCGCUGCUUUCACCAGCAAGCUGGAAGGCAUGUUCAAGGACAUGGAGCUCUCCAAGGACAUCAUGGUCCAGUUCAAGCAGUAUAUGCAGAAUCAGAGUGACCCGGGCUCUAUAGAUCUAACAGUGAACAUACUUACGAUGGGUUACUGGCCCACAUACACGCCUAUGGAAGUGCAUUUAACUCCAGAAAUGGUUAAACUUCAGGAAGUAUUUAAGACAUUUUAUCUCGGAAAGCACAGUGGUCGAAAACUUCAGUGGCAAACUACAUUGGGGCAUGCUGUUUUAAAAGCAGAGUUUAAGGAAGGAAAGAAGGAGUUCCAAGUGUCCCUCUUCCAGACGCUGGUGCUUCUCAUGUUCAACGAAGGGGACGGGUUCAGCUUUGAAGAAAUAAAAAUGGCCACAGGGAUAGAGGACGGCGAACUGCGAAGGACACUUCAGUCCCUGGCCUGUGGGAAGGCACGAGUUCUGCUUAAAAGUCCCAAAGGGAAGGAGGUGGAAGACGGGGACGCGUUCACGUUCAAUGGGGAGUUCAAGCACAAGUUGUUUCGGAUAAAGAUCAACCAGAUCCAGAUGAAGGAAACCGUGGAAGAACAAGUCAGCACCACUGAGCGCGUGUUUCAGGACAGACAGUAUCAGAUUGAUGCUGCUAUUGUCAGAAUAAUGAAGAUGAGAAAGACUCUUGGUCAUAAUCUUCUAGUUUCUGAACUGUAUAAUCAGCUGAAAUUUCCAGUAAAGCCUGGAGAUUUGAAAAAGAGAAUUGAAUCUCUUAUAGACAGAGACUAUAUGGAGAGAGACAAGGACAAUCCGAAUCAGUACCACUACGUGGCCUGAUGUGUCGGCCCGCUCUUCUCUCAGCGAGACGCUAGAAUGUAUCUUCAGAGCAGUGAAGCACUUCGUGCUGUUUCCAGGACUUCUGACACUGAGCCAGCACGGAGACUUUGGGAUUCGAAGGAAAAGAGAUGAUUCUUGCAUCACCCUUCACAAACUUUAAGGGUUUGCAAACGGCGUAUGUGUCUUUCCCUCCAGUCCUUCCUCUUAACUCUCUUUGGUGUUUAAAUAGUUUCUGUUGCUCUGUUGCAGAAUGACUUUGAGAUUGGACAAGAAGCUAUUGGUUAAAAGAGUGUCCUUUGUAAGAUGGUGCUCUUGGGGCAGAAAGCUGAAGGUUUGGUGUGGUGCGUGUGUGUGAUCAUGAAUGCACAGCUGAAAAGACCCCCCGUGCUGCGUUCGCGGCUGCAGAGGUG
Molecule: messenger RNA, 2710 nt
Organism: Odobenus rosmarus divergens (Pacific walrus)
Lineage: Eukaryota; Metazoa; Chordata; Mammalia; Carnivora; Odobenidae
Gene: CUL4A
Product: cullin 4A
Exons: 20
Coding region: 6-2300 (764 amino acids)
Biological process (GO): protein ubiquitination; DNA damage response; ubiquitin-dependent protein catabolic process
Cellular component (GO): Cul4A-RING E3 ubiquitin ligase complex
Molecular function (GO): ubiquitin protein ligase binding
Source: RefSeq, a predicted model, not a curated record